AUGGCAAACCCUAAAGUUUUCUUCGAUAUGACUGUCAGUGACCAACCUACUGGAUGCAUCAUCUUCGAGCUCUUCACCGAUGUUACUCCCAAAACCACUGAGAAUUUCUGUGCUCUCUGCUCCAGCGAGAAAGGAGUCGGUCGCAGCAGUAACUCACUCCACUUCAAGGGAUCCUCCUUCCAUCGUGUGAUCCCUGACUUUAUGUGUCAGGGAGGUGACUUCACCGCCGGAAACAACACCGGAGGAGAAUCGAUCUACGGUUCCAAGUUCGCUGACGAGAACUUCAUCAAGGAGCACGCCGGUCCAGGAACCUUAUCCAUGGAGAGCGUCAGUCCCGGAACCAAUGGACCUUAG
This is a messenger RNA of Lathyrus sativus (Indian pea), 354 nucleotides long. NCBI's taxonomy places the organism in Eukaryota, Viridiplantae, Streptophyta, Magnoliopsida, Fabales, Fabaceae. The record is from the annotation of a GenBank genome assembly.